AUGCAGAUCAACGAGGGUGCUCCGGCACCCGCCGAGUCGGCUCUGCUCAGCCGUCGGCGCAGGCGCAGGUCGCUCCCAGGGCAGAAGGGCAAGGGCGUAGACCCAACAUCGCCGGAACUGAUCUCGUCGCUGAUAUCGUCCCUGUCUACUAUCUCCGUGCCCCUGAACUCGCACUUCGACAACAUCCCGCGUAUUGACUCCAAGGGUUCCAAGGACUCUUCUGACCCUGGUUUGCCUGACGUGCCUCAUACUGCACCGUGUUUCACUAUCCCUCCUUCGCAGCAGAAUGGCUUUGGUCUGAGUUUUGGUUCCCAUUUAGAAGAGCAACAGCCAAGUCCAUUCCUACAUCCGGAUGAUGCUGCACUCCCGCCUAUCGUUCGCAUGGCUAGAGCGCCGCCUUCGCCCAAGGCUCCACGAUCGCCUCGUUCGCCAAAGUUCAAACGCUUUUCGAAAUCCGCCGAUACCUCUGGUCGGCCCGCGUCGCGGGACUCCUUUGCGUCAGUACGAGCCCCCGAAGAUAUGGUGUUUGGGACGAUCAGUGCGGAGCCAGGUCCACGCCUCUCAACUGCGGUCAGCACCGCUUCCAAUGGAUCAGGUCGAACGAAAAGCCUGAAGGGCCAAUUUGGCCAAUUUGGCCUGCUGAAGCGAUCUUCGUCGCGGGAAUUCUCCAACGAACCUGAUACCCAAGCCGACCGCUUACGGAAAUCAAACAGCCUCAACGAAAGUGCCCGCCAUAACAAUAUCCAUAAGCGGGCCAGCCUGCGAUCCAUGUAUUCGAUGGCAAACGUCACCGAAGAGGCCGGUUAUAGAAACUCGAGCGACGAGCCUGUUGCGAAUACGCAUCCAGCAGGGGAUCAAAGUACUUAUCAAGGAACAUCAGAUGCUUCAAACAACCCUGGGGGAAUUGGGAGUGGACGGGUAAUUCCGACACGCGAUUCUUCUUUGCGACACCGACAUAGCCAGUCCUCCAGUUCCAGAAAACGGAUGUCUGCCCGCCACAGCCGUUAUCCGUCUACCGCUAGCAGAGACUCGACUGCCGAGAACGGCCUUCCGGGAUCAAGUAAUGAUGCGGAACAAGUGACUAAACGGAUUCAGGAGCUGAAAGACCAGCAGCAGAAGAUUAAGACCGAACUGGAAGUGGACGACAGCCCGGGGAAUUCUCCAAAACCCGUUCAAAAGCAGACAAAGUCCGCACAUAUCUUCAGUCAAGUGGAUCACGGUCGUGGCACUCCGAACGAAGUUCAGAAUGUGACCCGGACCCCGGCUGAUCGUCCAAUUUUGAAUGAGAGUGCGCCUUCACCAUCGGUCAUGACCGGUAAGAGCCGAGUAUCAAAAUCAAACAUCUUCGGCUCUCCGAUGAGCAAAGCUCUCCCGGAAACCCCUGAACACGAGCGAGCCAAAUACCGACGAUCACAGGAACCCAUGACUCCGACUAGAAGCCACGCCCGUACAUCUUCCAUCCCGACCAUUGGCCGAUCUUCAACCUAUCACGAGAGGCCCUCUAGUGCAGAUUCGAUUGAUCUCGCGGUAGGAGAAUAUGUGUUCUCUCCCAAACUGACCCAAAAGGUCAUACACCCAACGUCCGGCCGAACCAUCGCAUUCUCAGAAGUAGGCGACCCCAAGGGUCAUGUCGUGCUGUGCUGCCUAGGCAUGGGCCUCACCCGCUACCUCCCCGCAUUCUAUGAUGAAUUGGCACGUACCUUGAAUUUGAGGCUGGUGACUUUAGAUCGACCUGGAGUGGGCGAAAGUGGACCGCAUCAACUGGAUGAACCAAGCAAUCCAUUGAGCUGGCCUGAUGAUGUCGCCAUUGUGUGCAAUCACUUGCGUGUGACCAAGUUCUCUAUCCUUGCGCAUUCUGCUGGCGCUAUCUAUGCCCUUGCAACUGCUCUCCGCAUCCCACAGCAUAUUCGUGCUCGGAUCCACCUCUUGGCUCCAUGGAUCCCUCCGUCCCAGCUCUCCAGCAUUGGCUCUCAAAAAGAGCCUGCCCCUUCCAAUGCCGUCCCAUAUUCGCAACGUAUCCUUCGUGCCUUACCCACAUCUCUCCUCAAGGUUGCCAACACCAGUUUCAUGAGCACUACGAGUGCUAGCAUCACGACCAGUCUUCCCAAAUCCCCUAAGCGAUCCAAGAAGAAGACAGCAAAAGAGCCACCAGUCCCAGAUGUGGAGUCUGUAGCUCCAGAGCUCACUCUGAAUCUCGGAAACGAUCAAGAAGACCCAGGUCCAUUGGGCGGUGUCAAAGCCUCGAACAGUUCCAGAGCCUCCCAUAGAAGGAGUGACACUACCCUUGGGUCUCGCGCUAAGUCUCCAGAAGAGGAGCGUGAACGGCAGCAGGACUAUGACAACCGGCUGACCCACAAAAUCUGGGAGCUGGCUACUACCAAUGCCAAUCCAGCCGUAGAUCUGCUGAUCUGCCUGGAACGACGCCAACCCAUUGGAUUUCGCUACGUGGACAUCACCCGGUCUGUAGUCAUCCACCACGGCAGUAAGGACACUCGUGUCCCCGUGGAGAACGUCCAGUGGCUGGGCAAGACCAUGCGACGAUGUGAGGUACGCGUUCUCGAGGGUGAAGGCCAUGGCCUCAUGGCAUCUGCAGGCGUAAUGGGCAACGUCCUGACGGAAAUUGCCAAGGAGUGGGAGGACUGGACUACCAUCGUUCAAGGCAAGCGUCGCGCUACUGUCCACCAACCCACACGGCCUGGAGUCUCAAUCCCUGCUUAA
Molecule: messenger RNA, 2718 nt
Organism: Penicillium chermesinum
Lineage: Eukaryota; Fungi; Ascomycota; Eurotiomycetes; Eurotiales; Aspergillaceae
Product: alpha/beta hydrolase
Exons: 1
Coding region: 1-2718 (905 amino acids)
Source: RefSeq, a predicted model, not a curated record